Molecule: messenger RNA, 2067 nt
Organism: Cheilinus undulatus (humphead wrasse)
Lineage: Eukaryota; Metazoa; Chordata; Actinopteri; Labriformes; Labridae
Product: trichohyalin-like
Exons: 1
Coding region: 1-2067 (688 amino acids)
Source: RefSeq, a predicted model, not a curated record
AUGGUGUCUCAGACAUCUGCUGAAACCCAUGAGGAAUCAUGGUCAAAUGACGAAAAUGAGUCAUUUGUUUUGAGUAUCAAGAACCCAGAUUCUGCGAAAAAGAAAACUAAAAAGAAGAAGAAAAAGAAGACGCUCCAGUGUGGGGAGGAAGAAGAAAACCCCUGGAGUCAGAUCAAAUGCAGCUUUGGGUUUCCUUCAGGUCUGGAAACUGAACUCGAUUGUGAAGACCCCCAAGAUCCAGGAUUCAGGUUUUCACGAAGACGUUCAGUAAUGCUGCAGCUCGGAGAGCCUGUCCCGGCUCAGCAGGUUCCUAGAGAAGAGCCCAGAGAGAAACAACCAUCUGGGAAGACUCCUGAAGAUAUUCAGUCUGCGGCUGCAGAUGACAAGUUUCAGGAGACCAACCAGGUCCUGGUUCAACUCCCUGAGCUUGAGCAGAAACCAGAGGGUCAGGCAGCCAAAGACUCAUCAGACCUGCUCCAUGCUGAGGUCCCGACAAAACCGGCCAAAGCAUGGGCAGAGGUGGUGAAAAUGGGGAUGGAGACGCGUGAGCAGCAGCCAGAGGGGCAGGCAGCCAAAGUCUCCUCAGACCUGCGUCUGCUCCAUGCUGAGGUCCCGACAAAACAGGCCACAGCACGGGCAGAAGUGGUGGAGGAGGGGACGGAGGACUGCCUCGCCAAGCUCAGAAAGGAGAACCUUGGACUGAAGGGUUCGCUUUCCCGGGCUAACAUGGCCCUGCAGAGCCAAAGGCAGAGGUCUGAGCGAAAUAAGACGAGGCUGGUGGGAAAAAUAGAUGCACUGAAAGCUGCAAACCACCAGGCAAACGUCGAACAUGAGGACCUGAGGAGACAGUGGGCAGAGGAAAAGUCCCGCCUUCUGGCUGGGUCCAUCGUUUCUCCAUCAAACCAGGACCAGGACGACCAGGUGCAGAACAUAAAUUUGGAAAAUGAGAGGUUGGGCAAAGAGAACUGUGCUCUAAAGAGUGAGCUUAAGCAGGCCCAUGAAGACCUGGAGAAGAUGAGGAGGGAAUUAGAGGAGGAGAGGUCCCGUCGGAUGGAGAACUCUGCAGAGAACUCCAAACUGAAGGUGGAACUCAGCCAGGCCAAAGAAGACCUGGUCCAAAAGGAAAGAUUGCACCUCCUGGCAGAGAUCAACAGGGCUGCUCCAAAUCAGGAACAUCUGAGGAAGAACAAGGUCUCCAAAGAAAUAACCACCCUUCAGGCGGCCCUCAGCCAGGCCAAAGAAGACCUGGCGAGGAAGGACGAGGAGAUCUCCAAGAUUAAGGACUCCAUGGUGCAGGCGAAAGCAGACCAGAAAAAGCAACGCCUGGUGUGGAAGGAGGAACGAUCUCGCCUCAUCACAAGCCACCAGGAAGCGGUCUGCAGGUUAGAGAGGGAACUCAAAGACUCCCAAAAUGAGCUCAAAAACAGCCAGAGCUCAUGGGAGAAACAACAUUUUGAGUUUCUUAUCUCUCAUAUGGACGAAAGGGCCAAAGCCAAAGCAGCACUAGACCAGGUCCGAGACAGCUUAGAGAUCCUCAGAAGCCAGUAUGAUGAGGAGCGAUCCCGUCUCCUGGCAGAACAUGAGGAGGACUCUGUAAGGAUGAAGGCUGCUCUGUGUAAGGCCAGAGAGGACCAGGCAAGAGUGGAACGCCAGUGGGACGAAGAAACGUCAAGACUCCUGGGAGAACAGCGAAAGAAAACAGCGCAGCUGGAGGAGGAACUGGCAAAAGCCACGGAGGAUCUGGUCAACCACAAAUCCAAGUGGGAGGAGGAAAGAUCAGGACUCCUCAGAGAAAGUGCCAGCCUGAAAGACUCCCUGCAGCAGAUGGAGACAGAGAAGCUGGACUGGCUGAGAGAAAAAGCCUCUCUUCUGGAGUCUGUGACCGUCCUCACGCAGACUCUGGAGGAGAGGGAAGAGGAGAGAGCCAGGACGUCAGAAAGUCUGCAGCAGAGGAUGAACCGACUGGAGCUCUUGCUGGAGGAGGAGAGGAAGAAAAAGGAGAAGAAGAGGGGAGGGUUUCUGAGCUGUUUUAGAAGACGUUCAGGAGCCUCAACCUCUGACUCCUGA